CCCGCGCUCCACCCAUUGUGACGCGGGUCCGGCGGCGGCGGGCAGAGCCGGGGCAUGGCCGAGGCGCAGGAGCUACUGCUGCAGCUGCUGAAGGACAACCGCGACGGGCGGCUGCGGAAGCAGGAGCUGGAGGAGCUGGUGCGCGGGCUGGAGGCCGAGAGCGAGAGCCUCACAGAACGCCUGCACGACUUGAGCGAGCGCGAGCGCAGCCUGCAGCGGCGGCGGAGCCAGGCGGCGCGGGCCCUGCGCGGGGAGGCGAGCGAGGCGGCGCGGGAGCGCGCAGACCGGGCGCGCCGACUGCUGGAGGCUGAGGAGCAGCACAAGCGGGAUCUGGAGCAACAAAACCGUCAGCUGCAGGAGCAGUGGGAGGAGCUGUCAAGCCAGGUACCUUCAGGAGACGGCUUUCGUCUCGCGCUUCCCCUAGGAAGCCCCACCUUAGUCCCCGCCCCCAUUUCCGCCGCGUCCCCGCCUCCCAGGGUAAUAUCCCCCCCCACCCAGAAGCCCCGCAAACCCCGCCCUCACAAGCCCCACCCCCAGCUCUUUUACUACGGAGGAGAACAACUGAGUCAGCAGCGCGCAGAGCAGCAACUCGGGACCCAACUGGUGGCUUUGCAGAAACAACUGGAGCUGGUGGAGGCCAAGCACGCCAGGCAGGCGGAGGCCCUGCGGCAGAGCGCACAGCGGACGGAGGAGGCCUGGGCCAGCUUCCAGGAGCAGAGCGGAGUCUUGCAGGAGCUGCAGGGGAAGGUGAUGGAGGCGGCGACUGCGCUGGACGCCUCGCAGGGCGGCCCGGAGCCGUGCGAGUCGCAGCCUCGCCGGGGGCAGGGCUGCGCGAGCUCACUCAUGGAGGAGGUGGCCAAAGCGGACUGUGAGAAGCGGCUGUUCGGCGGCGCGGGAGCGAAGGGCAUCAGAUGUUCGUCUUCAUGUUCCAGAUGAAUUGGUGUGCCAGGAGCUGGGACUUGGAUGCCGCCCACAGAAUAUACUCCCGCACAUAGCCCAUCUGUAGGAAAGCAAGGUCAGCCCAGGCUGGCCACACUCCACCAAGAGAGGCCGCUCUCACCCAAGCAGCAAUGACUCCACGCUUGGCAGACCCAGAAAGAAGUGUGGUCGAGCGGUGCCGGCUGUGAGAACGUCUCCUGGGCUGCGGAGUCCAGCCCGAGUCCAGCGGGCUGGCCAGCCGCCGGGGUCUUUGUCUAUGCAGGCACACGCCAGCUUUUGUCUCCUCUGUUCCCUCCUCUGGACUCUAAGCCCCGGACUCUAACCAGCUUCUGCUGUCGUCAAGCACGAUGCGUGGGUGGGUGGGUUUCAAAUGUGCCCCUGUGGACUGGUGUCUAGAAGACGCUGCCCAGUGAUGGACGGGCCCCAGAAAACCCUAUGUCACUCCCAGCUUAGGCUGAAUUCUCAUGUCCUAGGUUACAAAGGCAGCUGGCCUUUCUGGAAUACUCCUGGGGGGCAGCCUCUCCCUCCCCACAGUCAUUUGCGGCCCAUCUGGUAAAGUAUUCCUUGGACAGAUGUCCUCAACUUGGGUUGGUGGGCUUCCCAAACAGGUCAAACUUCAAAUAACCCAAUUCUAACCCAGCAACUAUAUCUAAAGAUGAACCAUGAAUGUGCAACCUCCAGUGCAGGGUCUCCAGGCUUGGCCGGGGCAUGGGGUGUUCUGGGGCCCUGUGGGCCCAGGGCAGGGGAGUGUAUGGGCAGGAGCAGGAGUGGUAGACGCUGCUGCCCUCAGAUGCAGGCUUGGGGGUGGCACCAGGAUGAAGCGUGGGUGGUGAGGGCUUUGGGCUGUGGUCACCCCGUGGGUGUUUUCUGUCCAGGCCCUGUGCCAGGCCCCUAUGUGCAUGUACACUGUUACAACUGAAUUAUCUGCUCCCACCCCCCAUUCAUAUGUUGAAGUCCGGUCCCCCCCCCCGCCCCAGAAUGUGACUGUAUUUGGAUAUAGGCCUUUAAAGAACUGAUGAAGUUACAUGAGAUCAGUAGGGGGCCCUGAUCCAAUCUGACUUAUGUCCUUUUAAGAAGAGAUUAGGACACAGACACAGGGACAGCCGUGUGGGGAUACAGGGAGAAGCCGCCGUCUACACGGCGAGGAAAGGGCCUCGGGCAAACCAGCCCUGCUGACACCUGGAUCUCAGACGUCCAGCCUCCAGACAUCUGAGAUCCAGACGUCUCUGUGUGGAAGGAGCUCCCUGUAGUUUAAAAGCACCGAAUCUGUGUACUUUGCCAGGGUGGCCUGAGCUCACUAAUACACACGCUGUCUCCUCCAACCCCCUGGCCACUCCCCCCAGGAGACGGGGAGCUGGAUUUGGGAGCUAGGGGACCUGCUGAGACCCCCAUUCAGCAGGUACGGGUCCCAGGCCAGGUCGCCCACCCUGAGGAAGCAGCCGGCAAUGUUUCCAGAACCUGCUCACCCAGCACAGCAGGACUGGGCCUCGGGCGCUGGAUGACCACAUUGGGGUGAGAGACCUUGGGCCCAGGUCCCAGCUCAGUGGCCCUGCUCCUGGGCUCCAUCCCGCCCGGCCCUCCAGGCUGGUCGGCCCAUGCUGCAUGCCUUACCUUGUCAUACCUGAGGGCCUGCACGAUCUGGGGGAUGUAGAACAGGAUGGCAUCCUGUGUGGUGGGGGAGGAGCAGCCAUGACUCAGGGAGGGGUGAGAGCACCAUGCAGGACAGGGGUCCCAGGGCUCCACCCCUCCUGGACUGGCCCUGCUGUCACUCCACCCCCAGGACACGUCCUCACCCUCAAUCAGGCCUGCCCUCCAUCCCCCCGUGGGGCCGGGCAGCGCCCCGAGGCCGACCCAGCAGAUGGGCUCACCGGCGGGAAGGACCGUAGGACUUUGACCCCGUACUGCGCUGUGAGCGGGUGCGGCGGGUACAUGCUGGAGAAGUAGGACAGGCCUGUGGGCGGGUCUGCGGGCGCCCAGCACAGCACAUGGCUGAGCUCGGGGGCAUCGGCGUCAAUGGUGUGCCAGGUGACCAGGAACUGGGGAGGAAGCAGGGAGUCACAGGGAUGGCCCCAAGGAGUGAAAACCGCAAGGCAUUUGUAACAGCUUCUGACACAUUACAUACAACAGCACAACUUCAACCAGGGUGAAAUACACUCAACGUUUUUCUACUGUAAACACAGUAAAUGUUUCAUCCGAAGAGUAGAUAACACAA
Messenger RNA from Balaenoptera ricei (Rice's whale), 3151 nucleotides. RefSeq names its product transmembrane protein 191C (gene TMEM191C). The transcript is spliced from 9 exons. The coding region runs from base 55 to 936 and encodes 293 amino acids. The record is from RefSeq and is a predicted model, not a curated record. NCBI's taxonomy places the organism in Eukaryota, Metazoa, Chordata, Mammalia, Artiodactyla, Balaenopteridae.